AUGGCUGACGUCUCCUCAUGGAUAGACCCAAUCACUAACUUUUUGGAAAACGGUAAACUCUCCGAUGACGACAAGGCUGCAAAAGCGCUGAGAAGGGAAGCAGCCAAGUAUACGAUAAUACAAGGCCAGCUAUUUAAGAAAGGGCUGAGCCAACCUCUGUUGAAGUGCCUACGCCCCGACCAGACGGACUACGUGUUAAGCGAACUCCACGAAGGAUGUUGUGGCCACCAUAUUGAAGGAAAGGCCUUGGCUCAGAAGCUUGUUGAGGCCGGUUACUAUUGGCCCUCGAUGAUGUCGGACUCCCAAAAGUUCGUAAAGAAAUGUAGGAGAUUGUCGCCAUCGACUAUUACACCAAGUGGGGUGAGGCCAAGCCGUUGGCCAGCAUAUCCUCAGAAAAUUGCCGAAAGUUCAUGUGGAGGCAAGUAA
Messenger RNA from Arachis ipaensis, 426 nucleotides. The record is from RefSeq and is a predicted model, not a curated record. NCBI's taxonomy places the organism in Eukaryota, Viridiplantae, Streptophyta, Magnoliopsida, Fabales, Fabaceae.